CACUGUCAAAAAAGGAGCAUUGGUUCCAAUCAUAAUCUUGGCACAAUUAUCAUUCCAAGCUUUACAGGUAGCUAGUAACUACUGGAUGGCAUGGGCUAUUCCUCCUACAAGCGAUACACAACCAGUAAUUCGGAUGAAUAUCAUACUACUUGUUUAUUCAUCACUUGCUGUUGGAAGUUCACUUUGCGUGCUAUUGCGAGGUAUUCUAAUUGCCAUAACAGGACUUCAAACAGCACAAACGCUCUUCAGAAAUAUGUUAUAUAGUGUAUUCCGGGCACCAAUGGCGUUCUUUGACUCGACUCCAACUGGAAGAAUUAUAAACCGGGCUUCCAAUGAUCAAAGCGUUGUAGACUUGGAAAUGGCUUUGAGGUUAGGAAUGUGUGCAGUUUCAAUAAUUCAGAUUAUAGGGACCAUUAUAGUAAUGUCUCAGGUAGCAUGGGAAGUGUUUGUUGUUUUUGUUCCUACAAUUGCAGCUUGCAUUUGGUACCAACAAUAUUACACACCGACAGCCCGAGAACUUGCUCGGUUAUCUGGGAUACAACAAGCUCCAAUUCUCCACCAGUUUGCAGAGUCCCUAGCAGGAGCAGCAACUAUUCGCGCUUUCAAUCAAGAAGACAGAUUUUUCAAAACUAACCUUGCUCUUAUUGAUGACUUUUCAAGGCCGUGGUUCCAUAAUGUUUCAGUCAUGGAGUGGCUUUGUUUCAGACUGAACAUUCUAUCAAAUUUUGUUUUUGGAUUUUCAUUUGUUUUGCUGGUAUCUCUCCCCGAAGGAGUUAUUAAUCCAAGUAUGGCAGGUCUGGCAGUGACGUAUGGGAUAAACUUGAAUUAUAUGCAAACUUCAGUUAUCUGGAACAUAUGCAACGCAGAGAAUAAAAUCAUAUCAGUUGAAAGAAUUCUUCAGUACUCAAAAAUAAAGAGUGAAGCACCUCUUGUUAUUGAGAAUUGCAGACCACCAAGCAAUUGGCCGCAAGAGGGGAGGAUUUGCUUCAAAAAUUUGCGGAUUCGAUAUGCAGACCAUCUCCCGGAUGUCCUGAAAAGCAUCAGUUGCACCUUCCCAGCAAGAAAGAAAGUGGGUGUUGUAGGAAGGACGGGCAGUGGGAAAUCAACUCUCAUACAGGCACUUUUUAGGAUUGUUGAACCUAAAGAGGGAACCAUUAUAAUAGACGACAUUGACAUUUGCAAGAUAGGCCUCCAUGACCUGAGAUCAAGGCUAAGCAUCAUCCCUCAAGACCCUUCUAUGUUUGAAGGAACAGUUAGAGGAAACCUCGACCCACUGGGUCAGUAUACUGACCAGGAAAUUUGGGAGGCCUUGGACAAAUGUCUACUAGGUGAUUUGGUGCGUGCAAAGGACGAGAAGUUGAAUUCUUCAGUGGUUGAAAAUGGAGAAAAUUGGAGUGUGGGUCAACGACAACUAUUUUGUCUGGGAAGGGCAUUGCUCUCCAAGAGUCGUAUUCUAGUGCUUGAUGAAGCAACAGCCUCCGUUGAUUCUGCCACUGAUGGCAUCAUACAAAACAUCAUCGGCCAAGAGUUCAAAGAUCGUACCGUGGUUACCAUAGCUCAUAGAAUCCACACCAUCAUUGAUAGCGAUUUUGUCUUGGUUCUCAGUGAUGGAAGAAUUGCAGAGUUCGACUCACCGAACAUGCUUCUCAAAAGAGAGGACUCGUUUUUCUCUAAGCUAAUUAAAGAGUACUCCACGAGGUCUCAAAACUUCAAUAGUUUGGCUAAUCAAAGUUAUGAAUAGAGCUUGUGAGCAGCUCUUGGAUGAUGGAGACAUAUAAGCAACAUAAAAUUGCAGUUUGCAAUUGUGAUCGUGGUAAGCAUUUUCAAAAAGUUCGUUGAGUUGUAACCCCGAGUUGAUUCUAGGAGAAAGAUGGGGAUUGGAUUCAAUUCUAGUGUUGUUUGGGUUACUCCUGCUUAUUACAGGCCUCAAGUUCACAAUACCAUUAGACUCAUUCACAGUUUUUCUUUUUUACUUUUUAGUUGUCGUUACCAACUCGAGCAUAAUUCAACUA
Molecule: messenger RNA, 2012 nt
Organism: Cucurbita maxima (winter squash)
Lineage: Eukaryota; Viridiplantae; Streptophyta; Magnoliopsida; Cucurbitales; Cucurbitaceae
Product: putative ABC transporter C family member 15
Exons: 10
Coding region: 86-1741 (551 amino acids)
Biological process (GO): transmembrane transport
Cellular component (GO): vacuolar membrane; plant-type vacuole
Molecular function (GO): ATP hydrolysis activity; ABC-type transporter activity; ATP binding
Source: RefSeq, a predicted model, not a curated record